UUUUACCUUUACUACUACACAGAUUGACAGGUACUGAUUACUCAAUACUAAUGAUUAAUAACAACCAUAAUGAUGUUAAUCUUCAUGGCCGAUGCCCCACAAGGUGGAUGAGGUAUUUACAGAUGUGUGACGGGUGAGCGGGGGAGAAUCGGCUAAUUCCCUGUCCAAGGGAGAUGUUAUGUGUAAGGAUUGUUUUUACCAUGCGUUUGAGGAGGAAAUUCACCACACCAUCGUGACAGGUAACCUGUUCACUCGAGGAGAGGUCGUGGCCGUGGGUGCGUCUGGUGGCAAAGACUCGACAGUGCUGGCCUAUGUGAUGAAGCUACUGAAUGAGAGGCAUGACUACGGAAUAAAGCUGGUGUUGCUGUCUGUGGAUGAGGGCAUCACGGGAUACAGGGACGAUUCCCUCGAGACCGUCAAAAGAAACCAGCAACAGUAUGACCUCCCUUUAAAAAUAGUCUCUUAUGAGGAAUUAUAUGGGUGGAGUAUGGAUGCCAUUGUAAAACAAGUUGGAUUGAAAAACAACUGUACUUUCUGUGGUGUUUUUAGACGCCAGGCCUUGGACCGAGGGGCCAUGCUGCUCAAAGUGGACAAGAUUAUCACAGGACACAAUGCUGAUGACAUAGCAGAAACAGUCAUUAUGAAUGUGUUAAGGGGUGACAUAGCACGACUGAGAAGAUGUACAGCCAUAACUACAGGUACGGACGGAGCCUUGCCCAGAUGUAAACCAUUCAAAUACACAUAUGAGAAGGAAAUUGUCAUGUAUGCAUAUUUUAAGAAGUUGGAUUAUUUUUCAACAGAAUGUAUAUACUCUCCAAAUGCUUAUAGAGGCCAUGCCAGGACCUAUAUAAAAGAUCUUGAGGCUAUAAGACCCAGUGCUAUAAUAGACAUUAUUCAUUCGGGGGAAAGCCUGUCUUUCAAGAAAGAGGUGAAGAUGCCUGUCCAAGGCACAUGUAAAAGCUGUGGCUACAUUUCCAGUAAUCCUGUCUGUAAGGCCUGUGUGUUACUUGAGGGACUGAACAAAGGUUUGCCCAGGUUGGGUAUUGGAAAACCAAGUCGAGAGAGGAGGAAGCUAGCAAAGAUGGAAGAAGAGGCAACAAUAAAUGGUUCAGCUAAUGAGAGCACAGUACUGAAGUCAUGUAAUAAAUCACAUGGUUCAUGUGACUGUAAGAAGACAAACAAACCUUUAGACAGGAGAAAGCCAAAUGCAGAAGACUUCGAAUUUUAGAUAAAUGAAAUAGCAUGUCUUUACAAGCGAAUACAUUUUACUAAAAUAUAAAUUUUUACCACUGAACAUGUACCAUUAUUCGCCUGAAUUUUAAAAUUAAAAUAGCCCAUAACCACAAGUUGGUUUUUCCGUGGUUAUUUCCAAAAGGAGGUUUAUUAUAAAUGUGUGAUGAUUAGAAUAUGAACAAGUCCACAGGGCCAGUUUGACUUGAUUUUGUCAAGUUUAUCGCUUGAAAUUAUCAUCACCUAUUCAGUUCUGAUAUUCAGAUAAAUCCAUUCAAAUUUCAACUUCUGCAUCCAUAAACUAAGCAUUUUACUGAAGUUCUUUUGACCUGAAUAAACUUGACUUUGUGG
Messenger RNA from Liolophura sinensis, 1581 nucleotides. RefSeq names its product cytoplasmic tRNA 2-thiolation protein 1-like. The transcript has 15 exons. The record is from RefSeq and is a predicted model, not a curated record. Gene Ontology annotation, biological process: tRNA wobble position uridine thiolation. The coding region runs from base 179 to 1228 and encodes 349 amino acids. NCBI's taxonomy places the organism in Eukaryota, Metazoa, Mollusca, Polyplacophora, Chitonida, Chitonidae. Gene Ontology annotation, cellular component: mitochondrion; cytosolic tRNA wobble base thiouridylase complex. Gene Ontology annotation, molecular function: tRNA binding.